Molecule: messenger RNA, 449 nt
Organism: Hemibagrus wyckioides
Lineage: Eukaryota; Metazoa; Chordata; Actinopteri; Siluriformes; Bagridae
Product: tubulin beta chain-like
Biological process (GO): microtubule cytoskeleton organization; mitotic cell cycle
Cellular component (GO): microtubule; cytoplasm
Molecular function (GO): structural constituent of cytoskeleton; GTPase activity; GTP binding
Source: RefSeq, a predicted model, not a curated record
AUUAAAGUGUGUGAUUUAAUAAUUUUGUCGGCACUGAAACAUAACUGUGACAUUGACACACUUACUGCUGGAGAUAUAAACACACACACACACACACGCACAUGUCCAGGAAAGAGGUUGAUGAGCAGAUGCUCAAUGUGCAGAACAAAAACAGCAGCUUUGUAGAGUGGAUCCCAAACAAUGUCAAAACCGCUGUAUGUGACAUCCCACCAAGAGGGCUUAAUAUGGCUGGCACUUUCAUUGGCAACAGCACGGCCAUCCAGGAGCUGUUCAAGCGCAUCUCUGAGCAGUUCACAGCCAUGUUCAGAAGAAAGGCUUUCCUGCAUUGGUACACAGGAGAAGGAAUGGAUGAGAUGGAGUUCACUGAGGCAGAGAGCAACAUGAAUGACCUGGUGUCUGAGUACCAGCAGGGUGACUUUGAGGAUGAGGAAGAGGAGGAGGUGGAAUAA